Molecule: messenger RNA, 393 nt
Organism: Knipowitschia caucasica
Lineage: Eukaryota; Metazoa; Chordata; Actinopteri; Gobiiformes; Gobiidae
Source: the annotation of a GenBank genome assembly
AUGGCCCCACACUGGAAGGGGCCUUACAUUAUUGAGCGGAGACAGGACCGUGACGACGUGGUUGGGGUUACAUAUGUGAUUGGAAGUCCAUUUGGGGAAGAAGCCCCCAAACAGACAAUUCACUAUGAUCGACUACGUCCCUAUUGUUUGCCGAGUCCUGUUCCUUUGGCUGGCCCACCGAGAAGUGCCGCUCUAAGUACACAGGGCCCUGUGACCUACGAUGCACUCUCCUCACACGGUGAGCCUUCUGUGUCCACCCCUUCGCCAGUGAGGGAACAGGUGGACGGUGAAUUUGUACCGGAUGCGGCCCCUAUUGGUCGUCAGGUGCAGGUGUCGCGUUCUGGACGACACAGUAAGGCGCCUGGACGUUAUGCUGACUAUGUUAUGGGUUAA